ACUAACGAAAGUGUAAAAAUGUAUUUCUAAAUUAUAUUUUAUUAGAAUUCUUAUUUUUUUUAAGUAAUUUUUUGAUCAGUUAUCUUGAAUAUAUUGUCCUUGAAAUUAAGUCAAUAGAAAUUCCAUUGCUUUAUGAUACUAUGCUUGGAGACAAUCUUGGCGAGUUAUUUAAAGCCUCACGACAUAUUCUCGUAGAUAUAUUCGGUACUCUUAGUUUUAAAUAACCGUUACGUGAAGCCCUACUCAAUGCGAAUGCCUCAUGUGCGAAGUGUAUGUGAAACUGAGAUAACAAAAGUUGAAAUAGUAGCCAGUGUGAUUUGGUGAUUAUUCUGUGUAAGUUUUUAUUAUAUUUUUCGAUUAAAUUAGAUGAUUGUAGAAUUAGUGAAUGCAUUAUGUAAUGCAUCUAGUUGUACAUUUUAUCAUUGAAUGCACGUUAUGCUUGGUAAAGUAUUCGAUAUAAUCUCAAUGAUAAAAACAACGUAUCAAAUAAUUUGUAAAUUUUUAUCUGUUAUAAAUGAAUUAUAUAACACUAUAUUAGAUGUUAUAACUAUGAAUUUCUCUUUGCCGUGUAGAGUCGGAUGUGCUUUAUUAUGCUCAUAUGUUUUCAUUAUGCUGAUGUCGCACUUGUUUAAAUGGCACAUAUCUUAAUAGGAUAAUGCCUGGAUCAAUAGAUUUGAUAGUGUCUACAGCGUACAUCGGAGUCACGAUUUGGGUAGCGUAUUGGCUAAGGCUGUAUGCGCUAUUUUAUCUUGACUCUUAUCCCCUCACAAGGACUUUGGCCCUUGAAUUCUUAGCUACGGCAGAAUUAUGUGGGGCAUGUUUCGAACUUAUUAUAAUUGCGGACAAUUGGGGAGUGUGGAUGUACGCGCUUUAUUUAUUUCUAUUAACGAUUUGGUGGUCGAUAAACUGGGAUGAAGCUUCGGCAUGCCCUUAUACACACAUGGAGGAUGUAGUAAUACGUAAAAAACCCUUGACUAUCGCAUUUCUAUCGAUAUGCGCAGAAUUGGCUGGCGGUUACAUUAUAUUUAAGUACAUCCAAAUAUUGUGGGCGCUUCAAUUCGCUUCGACGCACAAAAACAGGGCUUACGGCGAUUGCACUACAGAUUUACAGGUGUCCGCUCUAACUGGAGCACUUGUGGAAUGCGGUGCAACAUGCAUGUGCAGAGUAGUAUCUCGCAUAUUGGGUGACUUGAAUCCGAGGUUUAGCACAGUCAUCGAUGCUUUCGUGGGAACAUCUUUGGUGGUUGCAGCUUUCAAUUACACUGGCGGUUAUCUAAAUCCUGCAUUGGCGACUUCUUUAAAAUACGGUUGUCUGGGAACUUCGUCUUUGGAGCACGUGAUGGUUUAUUGGAUUGGAGCGUGCAUUGGAUCUAUCGCGUCCUUGCGCGUGUACCGUAUGCCACUUGUACAAAAUUUUAUUCAAUCACAGGAAAGUACAGAUAUCAUGUAUUCUUAGAUAACAUUCAGUAGAAUUUCAAGAGAAUGUAAAUGUUUGUGAUUUAAUCAUCAGUACCUAAUGCUCCUUAAUAACGUACAAAAAUCUAACAAUUAAUGUACAAAAUUGCGUGCCAAACGAUAAUUUUAUACAUUCCGAUUAUCGUGAAAAUGUAAUUAUGGAGCACUCAUGUCUAAUUACACUUCGGAGAUAAAAAGAUUGUUCUAAAAUUAUUGAACUUAUUAAUAAAUAUUUUAAAGAUAUUAUAUAA
Molecule: messenger RNA, 1706 nt
Organism: Solenopsis invicta (red fire ant)
Lineage: Eukaryota; Metazoa; Arthropoda; Insecta; Hymenoptera; Formicidae
Gene: AQP
Product: aquaporin-11
Exons: 4
Coding region: 656-1456 (266 amino acids)
Cellular component (GO): cytoplasm
Molecular function (GO): channel activity
Source: RefSeq, a predicted model, not a curated record